UAAUGCGAUAACGAUAACGCGAGAAACUUAGACGCGACGCUUUCCAGCGAUUCGGAUGGUCAGGUGUACGCGCAACUGGCCGAUUGACAAUUGCUUCGUGUUGUUACGAUAGUGUCUGCAAUCAAAACGGCACGUGCAUAAUGGGGAGCGACUCGAGCGAUGCAGUUUUUAUCUCCCGGCGAUACCCCGGCGUUCCGUCGACAGUAGACACCGCUAGCGAAUCUCGACUCGCGUUUCUUCCAGGCGAAUCCCCAGAAGGCACGAUGCCCGUCUGCCUCGGCACCGAUCGCACAGGCACCAUCGAGUUCAGGCUGCUCACCAAGGACAGAAUCGAGGAUGCCAUGACCGUACAGCAGCAGUCCAUGCGACAAGAGUGCAUCGCAAUCGGCAUGGGCAUGUACGAGGAUCCGGGAGCUCCUGAAGAGAUGCAGCUGGUCUUCAGGGAGGUCAUCAAGGACGGGUGCACGGUGAUCGCGGUCGAUCGCUCGGAUCGCGUUGUCGCCGUGUCGUUCAACAAGUUACAUAUGCCUCCCCAGUCGGAAGAAACGGAUCCCCUCGCAAUUUUUAUAGAAAAUAACAUCAAGCACCGCUCGUGCCGGGAUCUGAUUGAGUUCAUCGACGACGUAGAAUCGCGAGUAGACAUCUUACAGAAAUACAACGCGCGAGGUGCCAUGGAAAUCUUCUACAUAGGCACGGAUCCGAAAUGUCAGGAGCGCGGUCUCGGUCUGGAAAUCACGCAGAAGAGCCUCGAAGUGGCGCGGGGUUUGCGCGCCAGGAAGUUGAAGCAGAUCUGCGUAGCUGACGAAAUCGUCAACGAACACGCGCGACCGGAGGUGGCUUUCGCCGUCGCCGCCUCGACGUUCAGCCAACGAAUCAUGGAAAAGCUAAACUUUGAGACACUCGCCGAGGUGCGGUACGAAGAUUACAUACGUGGCGGCAAGAAGAUGUCUGAUAGAAUAGGCAAUGUGCAUAAAACGGCCAAAUUAACUGCCCGCAAGCUCUGAUGACAUCGGUUUUCGUUCUGGGAUUUUACAUCAACACAGUCAUUCGCUUCUAUAUCAAAACGAAGGCAUUAAUAUUUAAAAUUUACUCUGAAAAGAGAGAAACGUUGUAUUUUAAUUCAGAAGGUUGUAAGGCGAAUCAGAAAUAUAAAAAGUGCAUAAAAUUAAAAAAUAUGUACUGUUUUACAUUUUUUAUCGGUGAGUUUUGAAAACUUUUAUAACAAAAUUCAAAAUUUUUUACACGUCACUUUAGUGUCACGGUGAAAGUUUCGUCACAUAAUUUCCAUUUGUAAAAACAUUAACACGUUGACAUUAUUUGUUAAAAAAUUUGUUUGAAAUUUUACGCAAUUCUCUUUUAACAUUUCCGAUUCUUCUUACAAUCUUCUUAGAUAUUAUAUAUUCUUCUGCCUCUCAGAAAUAUUAUAUAUUGUAGAAGAAUAAUUUGCAGCAUACUGUUAAUAGAAUAUAAAAUGUGAUACAUAAAAUAACAAAUAAUAAUGUUACACACGAGCGCAUUAAUCAACUUAAAAUCAACACUACAGUUCAAGUGUGGCUGUUCCUAAAAAUUAACACUGUGUGAAUUAUAAUAUAUUAUAUAUACAGGGUGUUACAAAAAACCAUUCAAUAUUUAUAUGGUAGAUAGGACACACCAUACUGAGUAAAAAAACCUAAAUAAAAUGUCUCGAAAAUGA
Molecule: messenger RNA, 1693 nt
Organism: Vollenhovia emeryi
Lineage: Eukaryota; Metazoa; Arthropoda; Insecta; Hymenoptera; Formicidae
Exons: 4
Coding region: 141-1004 (287 amino acids)
Molecular function (GO): N-acetyltransferase activity
Source: RefSeq, a predicted model, not a curated record